Messenger RNA from Diatraea saccharalis (sugarcane borer), 1600 nucleotides. The record is from the annotation of a GenBank genome assembly. NCBI's taxonomy places the organism in Eukaryota, Metazoa, Arthropoda, Insecta, Lepidoptera, Crambidae.
AAUACUCUACGUACUACUACGAACAGCGAACUAACCAUGAACUAACCCUUCUUUUAUGUCUAUGAAUCUAUGAACUAACCCUACAAACAAAGAGUAGGUAAACCUACUUUAUUUAAAAUAGAGGGAACUUGCAAGUGUUAUGUUAAUUUUAUUAUUCUCUUUGUAAAUAAAUAUCUAUAUACACUGUUUUAUUCAAUUUCAUUACAAUUGUUGGUGUUAGAUUAGAUACACAAUUAGAUUUUUAUUGAAUUCAGUGACAAUAAUGUAUCGUAGAAAAGCCAAAAUUAAUAAUAACAAUAAAGGUAACAUUCGAAAUAAAGCAGGUUUUGAUUCCGAUCAUGAAGAAAUCAACGAAACACAGAAAAAAAAGGAGCCCGUUCAUCUUUCAGAAUCGACAUCAAGUGUAAUACCUGCCUUGAAUGUCUUUAGGUUUCAAAAGAAACCCCAUAUAAAAGUAGAAUAUGAAAAGGAGUCUUCCAGAGAGGAAACCAAAGGUUUAUGGGAACCUACAAAUUGGAAGGAAUUUUUGGUCAAUUUAAAGAUAAUGAGAUCCAAUAAUGAUGCUCCAGUAGACUCCAUUGGAUGUCACAAAGCCAUGGAUGAGAAUGCACCUCCAGAGGUAAUGCGGUAUCAAAGUCUUAUAGCUCUAAUGUUAUCUAGUCAGACCAAAGAUCAAGUGACUUUUGCUGCAAUGGAACGUCUCAAAGCCAGGGGUCUGACUGUGGAUAAUGUGCUGAGCAUGACAGAUGAAGAAUUGGGACAGUUAAUAUAUCCUGUUGGAUUUUGGAAAACAAAAGUAAAAUACAUAAAGAAAACAACUCAAACCUUAAAAGAACAGUAUAAAGGAGAUAUACCAGACUCUGUAGAUAAACUUUGCAAACUCACUGGUGUAGGACCUAAGAUGGCUCACAUUUGCAUGCAAGUUGCUUGGAAUAAAGUCACUGGGAUUGGGGUUGAUACACAUGUACACAGAAUUAGUAACAGGAUAGGCUGGGUGAGUAAGCCUACAGCUACUCCUGAAGAAACCAGAAAAGCUCUACAAACUUGGCUACCUUUUGAGUUGUGGAGUGAAGUAAAUCACCUUAUGGUAGGAUUUGGACAAACAAUAUGUUUGCCUGUAAACCCUAUCUGUAAUGAAUGUUUGAAUAGAGAUAUUUGUCCAUCUAGUGGAAAGGGAAGAAAAUCGCCAUCUAAAAAAUCUCCUAUCAAGACAGAAAUUAAAACAGAAUAUGAUGAUUUCAUUCCUAAAACAGAGCUCAAUUUGAUUAAAACUGAACCUAACAAAUGCAACAAAAGAAAAGCUCCAAAAACAGAGAAUACAAAAUUAUUAGAGUCUGGUAAUGAAUUACAUACACAGAAGGGUGUUGAAAUUCUACAGAAAACAGAUUUUCAGUUAAAUAAAGAACACAACAAAUCUCCUCAGAAAAGAAAAUCACCUCGAAAUAAAAAGGAGCAAGGAGAAGGCUCUUGCAGAGCAGAAAUUAAAAAGUCUAGAUCUGCCAAAAAUAACUCAUGUUGAUUAAAGCGUUUGUUUUGUAUGUUAUCAUUAUGAAUACUAAAAGGCUAAUUGGUGAAUAUAAUAAAUAAGAGAAUUACAUAU